This is a messenger RNA of Kluyveromyces marxianus DMKU3-1042, 2037 nucleotides long. It is a transcript of the gene TFG1, whose product is annotated as transcription factor IIF subunit TFG1. Bases 1 to 2037 code for a protein of 678 amino acids. The record is from RefSeq and is a predicted model, not a curated record. Gene Ontology annotation, cellular component: nucleus; transcription factor TFIIF complex. Gene Ontology annotation, biological process: transcription initiation at RNA polymerase II promoter; positive regulation of transcription elongation by RNA polymerase II. NCBI's taxonomy places the organism in Eukaryota, Fungi, Ascomycota, Saccharomycetes, Saccharomycetales, Saccharomycetaceae. The transcript has a single exon. Gene Ontology annotation, molecular function: RNA polymerase II general transcription initiation factor activity; DNA binding; TFIIF-class transcription factor complex binding.
AUGUCGGCUCCACUAAAGUCUGAUGAUGCUUCUCCCUUCAUCAAGAGGGACCAGAUGAGAAGAGAGUUCUUGAAGGCAAGACAACGGAGUAACAAUCCUAGACCUAUGGUGAAGAAGGAAGAUCCUGAGCAAGCCGAGGAGGAGGCUCGUAAGUUGCUUCAGCCUGAGGCUCUUUCUAGAAGGGUGAAGAAGGAGCCUGGGAAGUCUGGGUACAGUGAGUUUCCAUUGCGUGCUAUUGACAUGCGGGAAAAUGAGAAUGUGAAGACCAAUUUGGUGAAGUUCCAGUCGAAGAAGCCUAUUGAUCCUCAAGAUUUCCAUUUGCCAAUCAGAUUGCAUCGGAAGGAUACCAGAAACUUGCAGUUUCAGUUAACCAGAGCCGAAAUUGUGCAGAGACAGAAGGAAAUUGCCGAGUUUAAGAAGAGGCAACUGGAGGAGGCCGGUGGUUCUACUGGCAGUGCUGGUGCAACCAACAACUCCACUCCAACACCAUUCAACGCUAACAAUCGCUCGGGCAAUAGUAAGCAGUCUACUCCGGUAGCACACCAGGGCAACUCAACUGCUUCCGUCACCCCUAUGAAUACUAAUACUAAUACUAAUAAUACUACUACUACUACCACUAAUAAUAAUAAUAAUGGAAACACCAAUGGUGCGACUGACCCCAAUAAUCCAGGUGCAAAAGAGGGAUCACCGUCUAAUAUUUUAACUCCUCUUGAAGUAGCAGGCCCUGCAGAAGAUCCUACUAAGGUGGGUAUGGUCAAAUACGAUGGUAAGCCAGAACCUGAGGUUCAUGAAGAGGGCACUAUAGAUCCUAUGGCCGACAUUGCCCCUCAUGGAGGCGGAAGAUUUAAAAGGGGUAAUUCUAAAAAGAAGACUAGACAAUUGAAGAGACUCGAUGAAGAAGCGAAGAGACUUAGAUUUGAAGAAUUUUACCCAUGGGUCAUGGAAGAUUUCGACGGUUUUAACACAUGGGUGGGUUCUUACGAAGCUGGUAACUCUGACUCGUACGUUCUAUUGAGUGUGGAAGAUGAUGGGAGCUUCACAAUGAUCCCUGCAGACAAGGUGUACCGUUUCACAGCAAGAAACAAAUAUAAUACUUUGACCAUCGAAGAAGCGGAAAAGAGAAUGGAAAAACACAAGGAAGGUGCCCCUCGUUGGUUCAUGAAACAUUUAGAUGAAUCUAGUAAAACUACUACAAGAUACGAUAGAACAUUAAGAAGACUAAGGGCUGUUGAUGGUAAUACAAGAAAAGCAGACGAAGACGAAGAUCGUGACGACAACUCUGAAGUCGAAUUAGAUUAUGAUGAAGAGUUUGCAGAUGACGAAGAAGCCCCAAUCAUAGAUGGUAAUGAAGAAGAAAACAAAGAAUCAGAACAAAGGAUCAAGAAAGAAAUGCUACAGGCCAAUGCUAUGGGGCUUCGUGACGAUGAUGGAGAAGAAUCAGAUGACGAAUUGUUUGGCGAAAAGAAAAUUGACGAAGAAGGUGAAAAGGUCAAGAAAGCUCUUCUGAAAACAGAUCUGGGUGCUCUAUAUGAGUCUGAUGAGGACGAGAAUCCAUACUUAUCACACUCAGAAGAAGAUGAGGAACAAAAUGAGGAGAAAAAAGACUCAGAUAAGGAGAAUGAAAAGCAAAGUCGUAAGUCGUCUCCAAAGAAGAAAUCUUCUGACACACCUUCUGGCCCUCCAAAGCUAGUUGUUAAGAGUGUAAACCAACACAUUGUGGUUCUACAUGGAGAGAAGUCAGUGUUAUCUAACUUCCCAGCCGGCGACUGGAAUCCGAAUGCCAAGAAGCGUGCUGCAGAGCCAACUUCGUCCGCACAGCCCGACAGCAAGAAAUUAAAAACAGAUUAUUCUGAUGCAGAUCUAUUAACGGAGGAUGACAUUAUCAAUGCCAUCCAAGGUAAGAAAUUGACACUAAAACAAUUGAUUCAGCAAUUGAAAGAGAAAGUUAGCAAACAUCCUGAUAAUAAGGAAAGGAUGAAGGUAUUUGUCAAAAACCUCGUGAAACUGAACGGUAAGUUCUUGGAACUAAGUAAAUAA